Symbiodinium sp. CCMP2456 is the source of this 1359-nucleotide messenger RNA. Lineage: Eukaryota; Dinophyceae; Suessiales; Symbiodiniaceae. The record is from the annotation of a GenBank genome assembly.
AUGUCCAUAUCUGUGAAUGUGGCUUUACUCAGCGGACAACAAAUCGUGAUUGACGCCACGCCUGAUGCUUCAGUCGGUGAUCUCAGAAAUUCUGUAGAGGAGGAGUUGGGACAAACAGUGGGCCAGCUGGUCGCGUCAUCUGGGAAGGUUUUGUCUCGAGCCAGCACAGUGGAAGAAGCUGGUGUGCAAGAUGGCGAGACGUUGACAGCUGUCAUUUGCAGUGACCGCAUCGUUUCGUCUUGCCGAUCGAGGGCGUUCGCACUUAUCCGGCGCGAUGGCUCUGUAGUGACUUGGGGCCAUCCAAGUUUCGGAGGUGACAGCAGCAGCGUGCAGCUGCAUGAUGUGAAGGAUAUUCAAGCAUCUCAUGGAGCAUUUGCUGCAAUUCUUUCUGAUGGGUCGGUGGAAACUUGGGGACAUGCCUUUUUCGGCGGAAGCACAGCUCGAGUGCAAACGCAAUUGCUCAACGUAGUCAAGAUCGCGGCAUGCUUUUGUGCCUUUGCAGCCAUUCUGGCAGACGGGUCUGUUGUAACGUGGGGAUACCCUGAGGUAGGUGGCGACAGCUCUUCAGUGAAGGACCAUCUGAAAGGGGUUCGCGAGAUCACCGCCUCAAACGGAGCGUUUGCAGCACUUCUUUCAGCUGGUUCAGUAGUCACCUGGGGAAAUGCUGAUCUGGGUGGUGAUAGCACGAAUGCCCAGCACCGACUUCAAAACAUCCGAGAGAUUCGAGCUUCUGGGGGCGCUUUCGCUGCAAUCACGACGGAAGGUUCCGUUGUGACCUGGGGCUCCCCGAAUCAUGGGGGAUCCGCAGACUUGGUCCAACCACAGUUGACAACUGUACAGACCAUCCAAGCGACAAACGAUGCUUUUGCGGCAGUUCUGGCAGAUGGAUCUGUGGUGACCUGGGGUGAUCGGGUUCACGGAGGGGACAGCCGGGAAGUCCAACAUCAGUUGAAGAAUGUGCAGCAGCUUGAGGCUUCUGGCGGUGCUUUUGCAGCCGUACUGGGCGACGGAUCUGUCGUGACUUGGGGUGAUGCCGACGCGGGUGCUGAUUCAUCCGAGGUACAAGCAUCACUCCAUGAAGUUCGCCAGAUCAGGGCUUCACGCUAUGCAUUCGCAGCGGUUUGUGGCGAUGGGUCCGUCGUGACCUGGGGCAACCCAGAGCAUGGUGGUGACAGUAGCGGAGUGCAGCACCAAUUGAAAGAUGUGCUGCAAGUUGAAGCCUCCCAGCGUGCGUUUGCAGCGUUGCUAGCAGACGGAUCUGUGGUCUCUUGGGGAAAUUCAGCGUUUGGUGGUGGUGGUAUCCCCGGCCAUUUGGGAGAUACCGAAGCAUUCCGAGAGACGUGGGAGGUACCGGCUUGA